Messenger RNA from Anopheles moucheti, 3737 nucleotides. RefSeq names its product growth factor receptor-bound protein 2 (gene drk). NCBI's taxonomy places the organism in Eukaryota, Metazoa, Arthropoda, Insecta, Diptera, Culicidae. The transcript is spliced from 5 exons. The coding region runs from base 924 to 1559 and encodes 211 amino acids. The record is from RefSeq and is a predicted model, not a curated record. Gene Ontology annotation, molecular function: protein binding.
CAGAGCACUUCAGAAAAAAGCGACAACGUUCUCGUCCCGCUCGCCUAAUUUCGUGUGUGUGUCUGUCGAGCCGUUUUCGUUGCGUUGUGUUUUUCCGUCAGCGUUCGUUUUAAUCCCUUAAGCCUAAUGAACAGUGUCUAUGUGAUGUCUGUCUUUGCUGCGUGUGUCAUCACCAUCGCCCCAUAAUUGCUGUGCAGUUUGUGGAGAAAUAAUUUUAAAAAUAAGUUAUCCUAGUACACGGAGCGAUCUAGUAGGCUGAAGCUGGUGUAUUUGUGCGAGUGCGUGUAUAAAGUGUUUUUUAUAUGGUGUUUGUGUCCCCGUGUUUCAUGCACGCCGCGUGUGUGCGGUAUUUCUUUUCUUUUUGGUUCGACGAGCAGCGUGCGUAGUGCAACCAAUAUUUGAGGAAAAGAAUGCAUUUUAUCGGCUAGCAGCUCUGUGGUGUACAGUGUGUGUCCCGUGUUUUUGUGUGUGCGUUUUAUCCUGCGCGUGUGUAUGAAUGUUUACCGAGCGAUAGUGCGUAAGUGUUGUGCGUUUGUGUCGUGGUUCGGUGCACAUCGGUGCUCUUCCGUUCCAUCCAUUUGCUGCCGCUUUCUCGCGUCCAUUGAUCGUGUCGCGUACUACGCUGCAGUAGGGAUUCAGUUUGCCAGUGAUUGGUCGCUGUGUGGUGACGGUCCUCUAUCAAAAACCCACCGAAGUGGUUGGCAACCGUUAUCGGAAGAAGAAAACAAAACAAAUAAUCCCGCAGUUAUCCGGCCGGUACAGUGCAAGGAUUCACGGCCGCAGUUUUCGACACACAAAAGUUUGUUGUUUGUUUUCUUUUCCCGGAAAACCCGGAGGAACGGCGGAAAUCCAGAUUCGCAGCGGUAGAACAAGAUCCACCUAAACGGCACCCUCAGCUUGGAACGAACAGCCACAGCCACAAAAUGGAAGCCGUUGCAAAGCAUGACUUUAACGCCACAGCGGAUGAUGAGCUGAGCUUCAGAAAGAGUCAGGUUUUAAAGAUUUUAAAUAUGGAAGACGACAUGAACUGGUACCGGGCGGAGCUCGAUGGCAAGGAAGGACUGAUACCUAGCAAUUACAUAGAAAUGAAAAAUCACGACUGGUACUACGGGCGCAUCACACGAGCGGACGCGGAAAAGCUGCUAUCGAACAAACACGAAGGAGCCUUCCUGAUACGGAUCAGUGAAUCGAGCCCCGGUGACUUUAGCCUGUCGGUCAAGUGUUCCGAUGGUGUGCAACACUUCAAGGUGUUGCGCGAUGCACAGGGCAAGUUCUUCCUCUGGGUGGUGAAGUUCAACUCACUGAACGAGCUGGUCGACUACCACCGUACCGCUAGUGUGUCUCGAUCGCAGGACGUUAAACUGCGCGAUAUGGUGCCAGAAGAGAUGUUGGUGCAGGCUUUGUACGACUUCGUAGCGCAAGAAUCCGGCGAACUGGACUUCCGACGAGGGGACGUCAUCACGGUGACGGAUCGUUCCGAUGAGCAUUGGUGGAAUGGCGAGAUCGGCAACCGGAAAGGACUGUUUCCAGCAAUAUACGUAGCACCGUACCAUUCAUAAAACAUAAGUAUUUUACUCGCCUCCUGGCGCACAGCACACCGUACAUGCAUACCCUCACACAUAUACACAUGCCAGCCGCGGGGAACAAGCGAGCGGAAUGGACAGCAAACGUGCAAAACUGCGAACCACGUCUCAACCGAGACAGAAUGGGCAAAACUGCGAGCGCCCGCAAAACUACAAACCUUCCACAAAGGCUCCAUCAUCCCCACAGUUGGUGGGCGCAUAUAUGCGCUCAGUUUUAUAGUACAGUUUAUACACGUUUUGAAUACAGUAACCCCAACCCAACAGAAAUUCAGAUUAUUGAACAGCAAGGAAGGUAUUAGCCGUAACGAAAAUGUCAACCAUUAAUAAUUGCCAGCAGUAAGCAGUGUGUGUGUAAAGAUCGCUAGGGGAAUUGCAACAAUUCGAAACUCACAACAAUGGAACCUUCCCGUUUUUAGUAUCUCGCCUCCUCUCUCUCUCUAUCCACACACACACACACACACACGCACACAUACACAAACGCAAUACCAGGAUUAUGUUAAUCGAGGCUGACGUUCGGGAACGGAAUCACCGCAAAUGAUAAAAAUCCCCUCCCUCCCCCCAAAUCCCUUUAAAUAUUAUAUAUUUUUUAAAUGUGUAGAGAACAAUGCAAAAGAAACGGAAAAAGGAAGGAAACAAUGUAACGGAACAGCAACGUAAAACGGAGUACGCAAUAGAAAACGUGCCAGGUGUCAAAUGAACGGGAGAAGUUAGAAAGACUCGAAACAUGCGAAUGGAAGUGUUGUAAUAUGCUAGUUGUGUAGCAAUCGGGCUAAUAUUGAACGUUAAAGUUAGGUUUACAGAAGGGAAAGAAAAGUAAAAGCAAAAAGAGCAGGACCGUAACCACCUUGUGUACCACGUCUCAUAGAAUAUCACACAAAUCAAAAUGAGAUCAAAAGAUAGAACCUCACAAAAAGAGUUCGAAACCCCCCAAUUCGAAUAAGCGAAAGGAACAUGUUUUAUUGCUAGCCCUUUUUGCUGCAAAUGCUUGCGUUAAUUUGAUCGAUAUCAAACCUAUGCCGCAAACACACACAAUCUCAUUUUUAGAUGCUUAGUUUAGAAACAGUUUUUUGUACAAUCUUACACAAUUUAUACUCCUUUUUAACACACAGUGCAUUUGGUUUGCUGUACGAUCAGCAUCCCAUCGGGUCACGGCUUGUGUAUGCGUGUGUGUGUGUGUGUGUAUAGUUCAACUAGUACCGUUGAAUGGAAAUGUGUCCCCCAACCAUUUUGUACUCAUCCUUUUUGAUGCACGUUGGCAUUUGUUUCGGUUUUACAAUCUCCCCAGUCAACCUUUGCUUGGUCAUUUUCAAAAUAAUGGAGAUGUUUCAAAAGGUUGAAUUUGAAUGUGAUUUUGUAAACAUCCUUUACCUGGUUUUACCCUGGUAUAGAUACAGCCAAGCGUGGGAAGUGAAACACAAAUCAAAACCAUAAAGUAAGCUGCAUUUGCUGCAACAUUUACAAUUGUGGAAGCUCCACAAAUUUGCGCAAUAUGUUUCCGUAAAUUUCGUAUCGAGUGUGUGUGUGUGUGUGCGUAUUUGCCAAAAUGAGACGAUCGGAUUUUUGAAACUUUAAUUAAGCGUAUUAAAAACGAAAACAAAACCAAUCCCUCUAACGUACCGCAGAUUGUGGAGCAACUGGCAAUGCCGAAAACGAGCGCGUGAUGUGUGGCGACUGAAGCGAACAGCGAAUCAGAUCGGAAGGAAAACAAGAAAGUAUGAAGGUGAAAGAAUAAAUGAAUCCUCAAGUGAACCCAUUUGUAUAAAGGUUAAGCAUAUUAUCAAAAUAGCGCAUUUCUUCAAACAAGUGACAUAAUAAAGUUGAAAGAAGAACUCAAAAAAACAAACAAACAGCGAGACAAAGGAAAAACGAGCAAAUCAAUGGGAGAUGAAACGAAACAUGAGCAAACGACAAAUGCAAUGAUGGUGAAAGUAGUUCGUACGUGUGAGGAGUGUGUAUGUGCGUACCUUCUCGGGAAGUGCGAGAACCAUAUACUAUCUAAUUAGCGAGGCCACAAAAUGAAACAACAACAAACGCUUGGAAGGUCGGAAGGACGGGAACGGACGGCGGCGAGAGAGACUAGUGGAGAAAAGUAGUAGUGAACAUGGAAUAAGAAAAAAAAUUAUUAAGAGCAAACAAGAAACAAACUAAUAAUAA